Molecule: messenger RNA, 2523 nt
Organism: Nipponia nippon (crested ibis)
Lineage: Eukaryota; Metazoa; Chordata; Aves; Pelecaniformes; Threskiornithidae
Source: RefSeq, a predicted model, not a curated record
AUGGCCGCCAUGUUGCACCCAGACCUGCCGGGUCGCUACCGCCUCCCGCAGAAGCCAAGGGCCGCCCGCGGUUACCCCAAAAUAACUUCAACCAACAACCAACCUGACACACCUGGACAGAAACCAUCCCAAGACUUCCAUUUUGUGCUGCCAGUAACCUGCACGACUUCACGCUGGAAGGACGCAGCCGAGGAGGUGCCGCCCUCCGCGCUUCAGCAGGCCUUUGAGAGGAGAUUUUCUCAGAAAAGAAGCCGACCAGAAGAAGGAGGCACCGGAAUGGAUGAGAUAGUCCUUGGGCAGUCUGUUUUCGAGGAGAACAUAGAAGAGUUUGGCUGGGUUGAAUUUUCCUAUCCUCCCCUAAAGCCUGGAGAAGGACAUGACAGCCACAGUUUACCAGAAGAAUGGAAAUACUUGCCAUUUCUUGCCUUACCAGAUGGCGCUCACAACUAUCAGGAAGAUACCGUGUUUUUCCAUUUGCCACCAAGAUGUGGGGAUCGAACCACAGUAUAUGGCGUCUCUUGCUACAGGCAGAUUGAAGCAAAGGCAUUAAAAGUACGGCAAGCGGACGUCACCCGAGAAACAGUACAGAAAAGUGUGUGUGUUCUCAGUCAGCUGCCUUUGUAUGGGUUACUUCAGGCAAAGCUGCAACUCAUUACACAUGCGUAUUUUGAAGAAAAAGACUUCUCACAAAUUUCAAUUCUAAAGGAACUUUAUGAUCAUAUGAAUAGUUCCUUGGGCAGUACUUUGCUAGAAGGGUCACAAGUUUAUCUUGGUCUGUCUCCUCGGGAUCUUGUUCUUCACUUUAGACACAAGGUCUUGAUUCUUUUUAAAUUGAUUCUUCUAGAGAAAAAGGUGCUGUUUUAUAUUUCUCCAGUAAAUAGAUUGGUGGGAGCUCUGAUGACUGUCCUGUCACUCUUCCCUGGUAUGAUUGAACACGGUCUUACUGACUGCUCACAGUAUAGACCAAGAAAGAGUAUAUCAGAGGAUACUGGCUUGCAGGAAAAUACACCACGGUUAGACGAAUAUAUUUCUGUGUCUGCUGCUGAUACUUCAAAUGCAAACUUAGGAAUGGGAAAGGGAGGCAGGAAGAUGACAGGAAACCAUUCACUGGAAGGUCAAAAAGCAAACGUGCCUUUCUCCCAGUCAGAGAAGACUUGCAGUGGAGCUCAGUCCUCCAAUGGUACUGUGCAGCGCUUGAAAGUUCCUUCCCGCGCUUCUCCAGUAUCUUCUGAAAGUGACUGGGAGACCUUAGAUCCUAGCGUUUUGGAGGAGUCUAAUUUGAAAGAAGGAGAAUGUGAAAAUACAGCAUCAGAACAGGCUGAAAAUUUUCUGAGCGAGGGCAUGAGCUCGGAAAGCCUUCCAAUCACUGUGCAGCCCCAAGCAAAUACAGGACACGCGGUUCUUGUUCCAGGACUGAUAUCUGGGUUGGAAGAGGACCAGUAUGGUAUGCCGUUGGCUAUCUUUACAAAGGGGUACCUUUGUUUGCCAUACAUGGCGCUGCAGCAGCAUCAUCUCCUGUCAGAUGUUACAGUCCGUGGCUUUGUUGCGGGAGCCACCAAUAUCCUGUUCCGUCAGCAGAAACAUCUGAGUGAUGCAAUUGUGGAAAUAGAAGAUGCUCAUGUACAAAUCCACGAUCCAGAACUCCGUAAGAUCCUGAACCCAACAACUGCUGACCUAAGAUUUGCGGAUUACUUGGUAAAGCACGUAACUGAGAACAGAGAUGAUGUUUUCCUUGAUGGCACUGGAUGGGAAGGAGGAGAUGAGUGGAUCAGGGCUCAGUUCAGUGCUUAUCUUCAUGCACUGCUUGCUGCUGUGCUGCAACCAGACAACGAAAAGACUUUGUCAGACUUUGGAACAGCAUUUGUAGCAGCCUGGAAAAAUACCCACAACUACAGAGUAUGGAAUAGUAAUAAGCAUCCAGGUCUUGCAGAGGUAAAUUCUAGCCACCCAUUCCAGGGACAGUACUCUGUAUCAGAUGUUAAGUUAAGAUUGUCACAUUCUGUGCAAAACAGUGAACGUGGAAAGAAGAUUGGAAAUGUGAUGGUUUCUACUAGCCGAAAUGUUGUACAAACGGGAAAAGCUGUAGGUCAAUCAGUUGGAGGAGCCUUCACAAGUGCGAAAUCAGCUAUGUCAUCAUGGUUUUCCACUUUCACGCAGUCAACCCAAAGCAUCGGGGACUAAAUGAUGGUUUUGCACAAUGCUGCUGAAUAUUUCAGGUGCAAUGCUUUCUCUGAGCUGUAAAAAGACUGCUCCAAAAUAUGGGAGUGGAGAUUAACUACCCAGGAAAGGUACAUGUUGCUUGCGAGCAGACGUGGAAUGUUAUCGUUCAGUUUCACUAGAAAUACAGAAGAAUGGUGAGUGUCUCCAUACAAUGGGAUGGCAUUUGCAGUAUAUUGGUUGUAUUUAAAAUGACUACUUUUCUUUAAAACUGAGCCUUUAUAAAGACGUUAGCAAACAGGGCUUGUUGCAAGCCAAAUGUGUUUGACUUUAGAUUUGUACAUUUUCUUGGAUGUUGAAAAUAUU